CACUCAUGACAACAGCAGGUUCACGAGAUGUGUCAACGGCUGGAAAGCUACAGGUUCAUAUUUACAUGGAGUUAAAGCCACGUCGGCUAACGAAGAGUUCUGUGAAAUGGCUUAACAGGUGUAUAAUUUGUUUUGAAAAGAUGUGACAACUCUUAUUGAGGUCGGUACGAAUCACACUGUGGUUAUAAAUCUCCCGGGUGGAUGUUGGAAACGGUCGCAGCGGAAUAGGCCUCUGUCAUGCCUCGGACUUGCGUAAGAACGUAAGCCUAACUAGAGAGCACUGGUCCGGCGAAACCCUCUAUCGUAGAAGCGUCUACUUAGAAAGGGUCAUAGAGACCUAAAGACAUGAUUGCACCAGCCAGAAAGGAUUUUGUGUCUCUAGCAGUAGAUGAAAGUGGGGCUUAUACAAACGGCAAACAGCGCAAGCAGUCCUACUGGAGGAAAUGGAAGCAGUUGCCCAGCUUGCAGCGCAGCCUUAUCCUGUUUGUUCUGGUUCUGCUUCUGAUCAGUGCGAUCGUCAUAUAUCCCAGUCUCUUGACACCUCGGGGAGCUCAGUCAGACACAGUAGAAAGAAGAAGCGAUGGCGAUGGGAUGCAGUCACAUAUUGAGAUGGAGGAUGGAGGGAAAGCUGUUCUGCCUGAGCCCCCUUCAGAGAGAAAGGGCUCUCGUAAGCGAGGGCCUCCUGUCCUGCAGAACCGUGUCCAGAAUAAAGUAAACGGCUCUGAGCCGCAGAAAGUAGAGAUAAAGACGAUGGUGGAGGAUGGGACCAAGUCUCUAAUCAGUCGGCGUGACGCUGUGCAAAAAAACGACAAAGGCACAGAUGCUGAGAAUAGAGAGGCGGAGGACCCCACCGUAGUGGCAAGCAGGCUGGAUGCAGUGAGAGAGGCUUUCCGACAUGCCUGGAAAGGCUACACAGACUUUGCCUGGGGUCACGAUGAGCUCAAACCCAUUUCUAAAUCUUACAGUGAAUGGUUUGGGCUGGGGCUAACUCUUAUUGAUGCACUGGACACCAUGUGGAUCUUGGGACUGAAAAAAGAGUUUGAGGAUGCCAGGCAGUGGGUGGCCACACAGCUGUCCUUUGGGAAAAACGUGGAAGUGAACCUGUUCGAGAGCACCAUCCGCAUAUUGGGCAGCCUGCUCAGCACUUACCAUCUGACCGGUGAUGCAUUGUUCCUGGAGAAAGCUAAAGACAUCGGCUCAAGGUUGAUGCCUGCCUUCAAUACGCCUUCGAAGAUCCCGUACUCGGACGUGAACAUCGGGAGCGGUGUGGCUCGUCCACCACGCUGGACCUCCGACAGCACGGUUGCCGAGGUGACCUCCAUCCAGCUGGAGUUCCGAGAGCUGAGCCGACUCACUGGAGACCCCAAAUACCAGGCUGCUGUGAUGGAGGUAAUGAGGCAGGUGCACAAACUGGAAGGAAAGCACGAUGGCCUCGUGCCCAUGUUCAUCAACACCAACAGCGGGCAGUUUACCCACCUGGGCGUGUACACGUUGGGCGCUCGAGCUGACAGCUAUUACGAAUAUCUGCUCAAGCAGUGGAUCCAGGGAGGCAAGACGGAGAUGGAGUUGUUUGAGGAUUACAUGCAGGCGGUGGAGGGGAUUAAAAAGAACCUGCUGAAGAAGUCUUCUCCUCUUGGCCUUACAUUUGUAGGAGAGCUGUCUCAUGGACGCUUCAGUCCCAAGAUGGAUCAUUUAGUGUGCUUCCUGCCUGGCACGCUGGCCCUGGGGGCACACCAUGGCCUGCCCACCGAGCACAUGGAGCUGGCCCAAGAGCUGAUGGAGACCUGCUACCAGAUGUACGCACAGAUGGAGACGGGCCUGAGUCCUGAGAUCGUACACUUCAACAUGCAGACAGGCAGCACACAGGAUGUGGAUGUUAAACUUGCAGACAGACACAACCUGUUACGGCCAGAAACCGUGGAAAGCCUCUUCUAUCUGUACCGGCUCACCAAGGACAAGAAGUAUCAGAGCUGGGGAUGGGAGAUCUUUCAAAACUUCAACAAAUACACCAGGGUGGAUACUGGUGGUUACACCUCCAUCAAUAACGUGCGAGACCCGAAGUCUCCCAGUCCACGGGACAAGAUGGAGAGCUUCUUCCUGGGCGAGACGCUUAAAUACUUCUACCUGCUGUUUUCAGACAACUCAGACCUUAUUAACCUGGACACGUACAUCUUUAACACAGAGGCCCAUCCUUUGCCCAUAUGGCCAAAGGCUAAGUGACGGACACAGUCUCUCUCUCUCUCUCGCUCGCUCUCUUGCUCUCUCUUAUACACACACAUUUCUCUCAGGGUUUUACAGAAAGACUUCUCAGUUCCUUUGAUAUCUAAACUGCCUUGUUUCUUUUUCCUAUUUUGGGAACAAGAAGCAUUUCGUAAUUGGACUCUUAAUUUUCUAAAAGCGUUUACUAAAGUCACGUGAUACACAAACCAAUCAGAAGACAGACCGAAGAAGCAGCGUGCUUCUUUUAUAACAGCGUAAAUCUCGCCUUCGCUCUACACCGCUUCGUCAGUGCAUGAAUGAGAACUAAUGCCGUGGAUGAUCAGUGAUAUCCAGCAUGAACGUGCUGAACUCCUCUGAGGAAGCUUCAGAGAUUACAGCAGAAAUCACAGCGCUGUAGAGCACAACGAGACGGGACAAACAGAGACAGGCACGAAUUCCGCUGUCGUUUACACACCUUGUUAUUUAUCCGUUUAAAUCUGUGCAGUCGUAUUCAGUCCUAGAGUUAAAUUCACUUUCAAGCUGUGAACCUUUGUAUAGACUUUGAGCACUUUAUGGCUUUCCACCUUCCCCUUCACCAUCAAAUCUGCCCUGUACCACCAUUUUAUUUUCCCCACAGUUCGCGUCGUUUGAGUUUUUUUAUCCCUUAAAAGGAAACUUUGUGUGUUUUUUUUUUUUUUUAUAUUAUACUAGAUUUCGUUCUGUGCCGCCUCGAACACAGAGAUCACUGCCAUUCCUGUAUAUAAGGAAAGUAAUGUUAUGUUUUGGUGUCGUAACAUUUUCCCCAACGAGACGUGUUUUUAUUGUACAACGCCACCUGAUGCUCAUUGCACAGGGGUCUAGGCAGAAGUAUACACCUAACACAUGGACCACGAAUUCAUUUAAAGACUUGAAUAACUCUCCUGGAUUGUUGUUGCUUUUUGUUUUUAAACCCUCCGGCUGUCAUUUCAGAGCCAUAUGAAAAUUAGACAGACAAGGAGCCAGAAUAUGUGGGAAAAGGCGACCGUUUCACUCUCGAUUGUCCUAACAUCACAGUUCUUUUAGGAGAUCUUGCAUCGUUUUUUAACAGUCGCUUGCAGUCGACUUCAAAGCAAAUAACGUUUAUAUGAAUGCACUUGAUCCGAGUCGGUCUAUAAAUCUAGAUCAAUCUGAGGAAGAUUUAUUAUAUGCAUACAUGAGACUUGUUAAUGAGGUAGAGAUUUAGUUUUAGCGUUUCUGGAAGUCAUCUCCAGCGUCAGCAGGUUUGGAACAAUCAGCGUUUAAGUCUUCAGGAUGGAGCACUUUUCGUCUUCCUGAUCACACAGCUGCUUCUGUGCUUUUAUUAACGCAGUGCGGAAAAGGAUGGAGCUGUUUAUAGCUGUUAGAACACGGCGUUACAGGGAUUUCUCGGGUGUUUCACAACAUCGGAAGCAACUUUAAACCGAACACUUUUUUUUUUUUUAGUAAAAUGAUAAAUUGGUAGUCGGUUUUUAUCCUUAAAUAUUUCUUAUCAGGUGAUGAUAACACAUCACCUCGUUCAUACGAUGCCGGAUAUUGGACCAUCGUGGGUUUAAUCGCCACGUCUCCAUUGUUGCUUUCGUUCAGUCCAGAGCUCAGAGCCAAGAAGGGCUGAAAAACACCAUGUGUUGUUCUGCUUGUGCCUUUUAAAUCUUUACUGAGCAAUGCUAAUGAAGUCUAAUGAGGUCUAUUUUGAUUCUUGAGACUCAUGUUUUUAUACUGAAAUGACAUGAAUAUGGCUGUGCAUUUAAUAUUUAAAGAUUUGUUAUAGAUCAUAAGAAAUCUUUUCCUUUUUAUUUAUGAUCGGUUCAAUUCCAUUAAGUUAAACCGCUGAUCAAUAAAACCAGCUCAUGUGCAUUUUGUAGUAAUGUACUAAAUGUACUAAUGGCCAACGUGUAUAUAUUACAUGUACAAUUAAGGGCUUCGUAUGUCACUUUUUUCCUCCCCAGUGAUGAAUGUGUAAGUUUCUUAAUUUAUCAUCCAUUGUUAUUAUUCUGAUUAUUAUUGUUCUUCUAGAGAUUGACCAAAGACAUGGCUGUUCAAAAGAAGACCUUUUUUUGUGAUGCUGAAAGACAUGAAAUCAUUCAAAUGUGUGUUCACUGAUGAUGUUAAUGUGGAAAAAAUGUGUCACUGGUUGAUUGCUUUAAGAGUCGUGUGUGUAAUGUGAGGUUGUGUAAAAGAAAAACACUGCCAAUAAACUUUUAUAAAAACUUG
This is a messenger RNA of Tachysurus vachellii, 4428 nucleotides long. RefSeq names its product mannosidase, alpha, class 1B, member 1b (gene man1b1b). Gene Ontology annotation, cellular component: membrane; endoplasmic reticulum. The record is from RefSeq and is a predicted model, not a curated record. Gene Ontology annotation, molecular function: calcium ion binding; mannosyl-oligosaccharide 1,2-alpha-mannosidase activity. Bases 346 to 2220 code for a protein of 624 amino acids. The transcript is spliced from 14 exons. Gene Ontology annotation, biological process: N-glycan processing; carbohydrate metabolic process. Lineage: Eukaryota; Metazoa; Chordata; Actinopteri; Siluriformes; Bagridae.